CGUCGCUGCACCACAUCGCAACCAGCUUCAACAUUGAAUCGACAAAAUUCGGCCGCGCAUCAACGACAACAGAAAUAACAAUUGUCGAGCAAACCAGCCCUUCCCUCUUUAGCAGAUCACCAUGGCAAACCCAAGAAUCGAAGAACUUCCGGACGAGGAUCCAUCCAAGAAGGCGGCAGCUGAAGAUGCGUCCGACUCGUCUGACUCAGAACCUGAAGCCACCGGCGAAGGCGAGGCUAACAUCCCCGCUGGUUCUGCCGUCGCAGUUCACAGCCGCAACGAAAAGAAGGCCAGAAAGGCUAUUGGCAAGCUGGGCUUGAAGCACGUUCCGGGAAUCACAAGAGUCACACUGCGGAGACCCAAGGGUAUUCUGUUUGUGAUCUCCAACCCUGACGUCUACCGAUCCCCAACCAGCAACACAUGGAUCAUCUUCGGUGAGGCCAAGAUCGAGGACCUGAACUCCCAGUCGCAAGCCGCUGCUGCUCAGCAACUCGCUGCUGCCGAAGCUGCCAACGCCGACCACUCUGGCCAUGACCAUGGUGAUGAGGAGGGCAAGGGCAAAGCCGCUGAGGAGAAGAAGGCAGAGGAGGAAGACGAUGAUGAUGAAGAGGUCGACGACAGCGGUCUGGAGGCCAAGGACAUCGAACUCGUCAUGACUCAAGCGUCGGUGUCGCGGAAGAAGGCUGUCAAGGCGCUCAAAGAGAACGGAAAUGACAUUGUCAAUUCCAUCAUGGCGCUGAGCGUAUGAUCAAAAGCACCAAAAAGUUGUGGAUCUGCAUCUUGAUGCCUGAACUUCGGUGCUCUUCCUUGAGAUAUUCGGAGACAGCACCUGAGCUAUGUUACAAUGCACAGAGCGGGGCAUAGUGAAAUAUGCUCUUAGACGAUGCAAGACAUUUCUCCAUUUCCG
Exophiala dermatitidis NIH/UT8656 is the source of this 907-nucleotide messenger RNA. RefSeq names its product nascent polypeptide-associated complex subunit alpha. The record is from RefSeq and is a predicted model, not a curated record. The transcript is spliced from 4 exons. The coding region runs from base 122 to 748 and encodes 208 amino acids. Gene Ontology annotation, biological process: protein targeting to membrane. Gene Ontology annotation, cellular component: nascent polypeptide-associated complex; cytoplasm. Lineage: Eukaryota; Fungi; Ascomycota; Eurotiomycetes; Chaetothyriales; Herpotrichiellaceae.